AUGAAGGAUAAAAAGAGCAAGCCGCAAGCCGUUGGACAUCGUAGAACACGAUCGACUGAUGGCCUGUCUGGCAAGGUGAGUGCGAUCGACUCGGAAUUUGCCAAGAACCGUGAGAACGACGGCUUCCGCUUGGCGCAGCUGCUGAAGAGCACGGCGGCUGAAGGGCACCCAGAGAGACAUUUCGGCUGUGGCAAUCGAGAGACGCUGCUGUCGAAAGGCCAAGAGGAGUUGAGGAAUCAGUUGCUGAGAUACUUUCAGGGCUAUGACCCGAGCCUCAUGGCGCUUUGUGUGGUGGGCAAGGCCAAAGACAGUGGUUCUCGAGUGAUUCAAUUUCUGGUCGAAAUGGAACCUUUGAACGUCCUCCAAUCCACGGUGGAACAAUACCUGGGUGCUGUGCCCCGGCGGAGUGACGCGCCACGGCCGCGCUGGGCGGUGGCGCCUUACCCGCCCGAAAACCCGGCCAAGAUCUUGGAGGCGGUGCCGGUGAACGAGCUACGCUCAGUUCUCUUGGAAUGGACCUUUGACUUUGAGAACUUCGCUGCACGGAAAGAGUUCCUCUUAGCGAAGGCGCAGGACUACUUGGCACAGAUCUUGGGACAUGAGGGUCCUGGAUCCAUGCACAGCAUCCUGAAAGGCAAAGGUUGGGUGAAUCGUACCACGGCGGGGGUGAGCUUCGACCAAGACGACUUUGCCAUUUUCCGUCUCUCCUUCGAUGAGGGCCUGCGCCAGAAGAACGCCAUCUUCGGCGCCGUCUUCAGCGUCCUCAAUGCACUACGGCAGGGCAGCCCUCUUCAGGCAGUGCCGGACUACACCAUCCAGGAGUGCCGCAGCCUGGCGGAGCUCCGGUGGCGCUUCGCGGAGAAGCUGAACUCGCAACCGCUUUGCCUCGAUGCGGUGGAUCUGAUGCAGGAUGGCCUUUCGCCCGCCUUCUACCUGAGCAAUCGUUUUCUGCUGUUGGAUCCUCCGGGCGACGGCCCCAGCGGGGGCAGCUUGCUGAAAGCCAUCGACCACAUCUUGGAGCAGCUGACGCCCGAGCGCGCACGCUAUCGGGUCUUCGCCAAGGACGUGGCCCCCCAAGCAAAGCGAGAAAUGGUAUGGAGUGCCGUAUCGACAGACCGAGAUUCCGAAAAGUGUUCUGCAAGGUUCAUCCCUCAGAACUUCGCACUGGCCUGGCCACAGCAGGACCGCAUCAAAGCUGCUGCGUUGCCACCAGAGCUGAUCCGGAACGAUGACGGCCGAGUGCUUGCUCGCUUGUGGCAAGCCUCCCUGGCGGAUCGAUUGACCGAAGAGUACUACGCCGCGCGUCUGGCUGGGCUGGCCGCCAACUGUGCCAGCACGGUCGCGGGCAUCUCGUUGUCCUUCAGCGGAUAUAGCGAUCCUUGGGACAUCAAUUGGCAGAGUUGGACGACUUGCGAGGAUAAGCUUUUGCUCUUCGUCCAAGAGGUCCUGCAGAAAAUCCGCGACUUCGAUGGGCCGACCCCAAGUGAGUUUGCGCGAGCACUGGAUGCGCUCAAGCGGGAGCAGGCCUCGUUUGACUUCCAACAACCCUACGCUCAUGCGGCCUACUUCUCCCGCUUGGCCACCUACAUCCCGGAGUACCCUGUGGAGGAGCUGCGUGCAGCCACAAAGCGCGUGACCCUGGAGCAGGUGCGGAACUUCUCGGCCUUGCUACGCGCAAAGGAGCAGAGCUUCUUCGGACAGGCAGAACUUUCGGCUGGAGAUGGAGGGAGAUUGACUUGUGGAGAUGAGAUCAUCCAAACUUGGUGCAUGAAUCUAAUGACAUUGGACGUGCAGGUUUGA
Messenger RNA from Durusdinium trenchii, 1800 nucleotides. The record is from the annotation of a GenBank genome assembly. Lineage: Eukaryota; Dinophyceae; Suessiales; Symbiodiniaceae.